AUGACGCGCGAUGUGCGACGCCUUGAUGUGAUUCAAUCUCGUCUGAGCCUGGCGCUUGAGCAGUCGGCACAGCUGCUGGCUUUGCGCAAUGCUCUGACAGGCAUUCGACGUGCCAUGCAACAGCAUAGAUACUCAGAGGCCGCAACUUUUCUCCAAACGCUGAAGGAAAUUGAGCAGCAUACGUCGCUUGACGUUGCUGACAAGCUUCGACUAGAUACUGUCGAGAACGACCUUAAACGAGUCGUUGAGGGCGCUUUUGAGGAUGGCCUACGCGCUGGCGACAAUCAACAAAUACAGACAUACGCACGUUUGUUUAAAGUGGUCAGCAAAGAAUACGAGGAGCAUGGCUUUGUGAUGCUAUUGAAACAUGCACAGAGGACAUUGAUGCAUGCGCUGAAAAGGGAUACAUAUUCACAAAUUGGCGUGUUUAGUAUUCAGGAGCUGAUAGCGCACCUUGCUGAGGUUUUUAAUCUCGUCGCACGAGAAGUUCAGCAGUAUGCUGGACUGCUGUCGCAGUGUUUUGAGAGAGUACAUGGCCCAAGUCGUUUUGUGGUGAAGCUGUAUAAUGUGGGAGAACAGACAGCAGUCACAGUGCUGAACGCGUACAUAACGCAGCGAAAGCUUCGUGAACAUAUUUCAAGUGGAGAGCAUCCUGCUUUUAAGGCUAUAAGUGCUCCAAUGUCACCACCAAAUCAAAACAGCAGAAUCAAGUCGACACCUGGAAGUCCAAGAGAUGACAGCGUUGUUGCCAUGAAUGAACAGCUGAACGAAAUGGCACUAGUGAUUCAGCACACACAGACGUACGAACGUUUUAUGCGCUCGAGAGUGGCGUUUGACGAAGGUAUCGAAACAAAUGGCCAUGGAGAAUAUAUAAAAGGCGAUUCAUCUUACGAUGAUGAAGGUCCAGUCAUGCCACCUAUCCACGAAAGUGAAUUGGGGAAAACUGUCCAGGAGCUUGCAGGAUUUUACUGUUUUUUUGAGAAUGCAUUGCUGAAUCAGGCCGCUCAAAAGGCAUUUCAAUGGGAAGAACUGCAUUAUACAUCGGCUGACAGCAAUUUUGGAGGAGCUGAUGGUGGCUUUGACGACGGCAAUGGAUAUGAAUGCCUGCCGAUAUCAUCGGCCAUCGAUGAAAUAUUUUACGUAGCACGUAAUUCUGGGCUACGUGCGUUGGCGACAGGCCAUGUCGACUGCGCGGCUGGUGUACUCAAUAUGAUCAACACGGUGCUUCGAGAUGUCGUUGGUGACACAAUGCGAAGUCGCAUACGACACAUGACAACUUCCGCGAAGAUAGAUAAUGCUGUAGGGGGUGAUGCGGCGGGUUUACUGGCUGCCUCCUCGGCGCAAUUGCGUGAUCAGAUGCAGCAGCAAUUUGCGAAGCUCAGCAAAACCGUCGGACCUGUUAGUGGUGUCAAUAGCGGUGAAAGUGCUAAUUUCACGCCAGUACAACGGAGAGAACAUGCCCCCGAGGUCGUACUCAAUAGCUUAGAAAUUACUUUUGGAUACAUCGCACAACUGAAAGGCGAGUUUGAACACGAGCUGCCUGAAGCAUUUCCGGAGGUGCCACAGCACAUUUUGACCUGUUUAAAUGCACUGGAAGACGCUUCCGUCGAACUUAAGCAGCUGCUUAUGGCUUCCCGAAAAAAACUCCUUAAGCUCUUAGAGCCAAAGAUCGCCAAUAACCUUAAUACCCUCCUGUCAUCACCAUCGUCAGCGUCUUCGGUCUUGAAUGCAUCAGCCACCAGUCUUUCUUCAUCGGGAGCCUUAUCUUCGAAGCGCAAUGCCGAACACUACGAACUUAGCGAGGCCAUGUUCACAUUCAACGAGGCCAACGACCCAUUCGCACAUGAAUUUGUUCGUGGACUUCGCUCUCUUUUGGGUUCUUUUCGUGGAAGUUUCUCGCAUAGCAAUUAUCGCGCUGUUGUACAGGGAAUCGCUUUGUACUCAGCCACUCAGCUCGAGUCUUGGUUCCUCUCGAGAGCCACGCGGGUAAAUCAACUCGGUGCGCUGCAGUUUGAUAAGGAUGUUCGAGUCAUUAGUACCUUUCUUAGCAGUGAAAGUGGUGCUGAAGAAGAAGUACGCAAGGCUUUUUCGACUCUUAUUCAGCUCGCUGAGGUACUUAAUGUAGACACCCCUCAAGAUGUACUGGACAUUUAUGGCCGACAACAUCGCGGGGUGGUCUGGACACUUUCAGCUGCUCAAGUCAAAGAAAUCCUAUCGCGUCGUGUUGAGUUCCCUGAUGCGCUGAUCAACAAUUUGGUAUUGAAAUGA
Plasmopara halstedii is the source of this 2268-nucleotide messenger RNA. Its product is annotated as Golgi transport complex COD1 protein. The transcript has a single exon. The coding region runs from base 1 to 2268 and encodes 755 amino acids. NCBI's taxonomy places the organism in Eukaryota, Oomycota, Peronosporomycetes, Peronosporales, Peronosporaceae. The record is from RefSeq and is a predicted model, not a curated record.